Molecule: messenger RNA, 15226 nt
Organism: Kogia breviceps (pygmy sperm whale)
Lineage: Eukaryota; Metazoa; Chordata; Mammalia; Artiodactyla; Physeteridae
Gene: KMT2C
Product: lysine methyltransferase 2C
Biological process (GO): positive regulation of transcription by RNA polymerase II
Cellular component (GO): MLL3/4 complex; nucleus
Molecular function (GO): histone H3K4 methyltransferase activity; histone binding; transcription coactivator activity
Source: RefSeq, a predicted model, not a curated record
GCGCGCUCGCGCGUAUGUGUGUGAGUGCGUGUCCUGCUCGCUCCAUGUUGCCGCCUCUCCCGGUACCUGCUGCUGCUCCCGGAGCUGCGGGAAAUGCGAGAGGCUGAGCCGGGGAGGAGGAACCCGAGCAGCAGCGGCGGCGGCGGCCGCGGCGGCGGCGGCGGCGGCGGGAGGAGCCCCCCAGGAGGAGGACCGGGAUCCAUGUGUCUUUCCUGGUGACUAGGAUGUCGUCGGAGGAGGACAAGAGCGCGGAGCAGCCGCAGCCGCCGCCACCCCCCCCCGAGGAGCCCGGAGCCCCGGCCCCGAGCCCCGCAGCCGCAGACAAAAGACCUCGGGGCCGGCCUCGCAAAGAUGGCGCUUCCCCUUUCCAGAGAGCCAGAAAGAAGCCUCGAAGUAGAGGAAAAAAUACAGUGGAAGAUGAGGACAGCAUGGAUGGGCUGGAGACAACAGAAACAGAAAAUACUGUGGAAACAGAAAUCAAAGAACAGUCAGCAGAAGAGGACGCUGGAGCAGAAGUGGACAGCGGCCAGCAGCCGGUCCCAGCCUUUCGGUCUGUGUCUGAGGAUGCUGCAGCCUCCCUGGUCUCUGUUGGUAUCGAAGCCAAAAUCAGUGAACAGCUCUGCGCUUUUUGUUACUGUGGUGAAAAAAGCUCCUUAGGACAAGGAGACUUAAAACAAUUUAGAGUAACGCCUGGAUUUAUUUUGCCAUGGAAAAACCAACCUUCUAACAAGAAGGACAUUGAUGACAACAGCAGUGGAACUUGUGAGAAAAUACAAAACUCAACACCACGAAAACAAAGAGGACAGAGAAAGGAACGGUCUCCUCAGCAGAGUAUAGUGUCUUGUGUAAGUGUGAGCACGCAGACUGCUUCAGAAGAUCAGGCUGGUAAAUUAUGGGAUGAGCUCAGUCUGGUUGGCCUUCCAGAUGCCAUUGAUGUCCAAGCCUUAUUUGACCCUACAGGCACUUGUUGGGCUCAUCACCGUUGUGUGGAAUGGUCACUGAGGGUGUGCCAGAUGGAAGAACCGUUGUUAGUGAACGUGGACAGAGCUGUUGUCUCAGGGAGCACAGAACGAUGUGCAUUUUGUAAGCACCUUGGAGCCACUAUCAAAUGCUGUGAAGAGAAAUGUACCCAGAUGUACCAUUACCCUUGUGCUGCCGGAGCUGGCACCUUUCAGGAUUUCAGUCACUUCUUCCUCCUUUGUCCAGAGCACAUUGACCAAGCUCCUGAAAGAUCAAAGGAAGACGCAAACUGUGCAGUGUGCGACAGCCCGGGAGACCUCUUAGAUCAGUUCUUUUGCACCACUUGUGGCCAGCACUAUCAUGGAAUGUGCCUGGAUAUAGCGGCUACGCCGUUAAAACGUGCAGGUUGGCAAUGUCCCGAGUGCAAGGUGUGCCAGAACUGCAAACAAUCGGGAGAAGAUAGCAAGAUGCUAGUGUGUGAUACGUGUGACAAAGGGUAUCAUACUUUUUGUCUUCAACCAGUUAUGAAAUCAGUACCAACCAAUGGCUGGAAAUGCAAAAAUUGCAGAAUAUGUGUAGAGUGUGGCACACGAUCUAGUUCUCAGUGGCACCACAAUUGCCUGGUAUGUGACAGUUGUUACCAACAGCAGGAUAACUUAUGUCCUUUCUGUGGGAAGUGCUACCAUCCAGAAUUGCAGAAAGACAUGCUUCAUUGUAAUAUGUGCAAAAGAUGGGUUCACUUAGAAUGUGACAAACCGACAGAUCAUGAACUGGAUUCUCAGCUCAAAGAAGAGUACAUCUGUAUGUAUUGCAGACACUUAGCUGAGAUGGAUCCAUUACAGCCAGGUGAUGAAGUGGAGAUGGCUGAACUCACUACAGAUUGUAACAAUGAAAUGGAAGUUGAAGGCCCUGAGGACCACAUGGUGUUUCUGGAGCAAGCAACUAAUAAAGAUGUCGGUGGUCAGCAGCCCGCACCUGGAAUUGUUCCAGAUGCAGCUCACAUCCAUACUGGAGAGCAACAGAGGAGUGAUCCACCGGAAAGUCACGGCACACGUGGACUUCUCAUUGCUGAAUCAUCCCAAGAUAAAAUGAAUCCUGAAUUGGAAAAUCAGAUUUCUCGUGAAGUUGAUAGUGAAGAAAUGGAGAUGCCUCCUAAAGUGAUGCACACUUGCAGUGCAGAUCAAAAUGAGAACAAAAUGGAAGUGACAGACAGUGCUGAAGCCCUUGCUCCCCAGGUCUCUGUGCAGCGGGGGGAAGUGCACUUGUUGGAGGGACCUAACAUGGUAGCGUCCCCAGAAGAAUCCCGGCCUCCAGGAGUCAACAUUGAAUCUGUCACUGCCCCAUCCCCGGGUGGGGACGGUACGGCUUUAUGUUCUAAGGAACAGUUGGCCAUAGAAAGGGUACCAGAAGAAAUGGAACAGAAAGAAAAUCCUGAACCUUCUACUGCAUUUAUGGACUUCGAAGUGGCUCCUGCAAUUGAGAGUUGUGUGAAAGAUGGUGUAUGCCAAGAAAGCAAAUCUGUAAAAUUACCAUCUGAGACAGAGUCAUCAUUUUCAUCAGCAGCGGGCAUAAGCAAGGCAAAUGCGUCUUCCUCUCCAGCACUUUCUUCCGACUUGCCUUCCCACGACAUGCUGCAUAGCUACCCAUCGACUCCCAGUGCUUCUGCUGGAAACAUCAUGCCAACAACUUACAUCUCCGUCACCCCCAAAAUUGGCAUGGGGAAACCAGCUAUUACCAAAAGGAAAUUUUCUCCUGGUAGACCUCGGUCCAGACAGGGGGCUUGGAGCACCCAUAAUACAGUGAGCCCACCUUCCUGGUCCCCAGACAUUUCAGAAGGCCGGGACAUUUUUAAACCCAGGCAGCUUCCUGGCAGUGCCAUUUGGAGCAUCAAAGUGGGCCGGGGGUCAGGAUUUCCAGGAAAGCGGAGACCUCGUGGUGCGGGACUGUCGGGACGAGGCGGCAGAGGCAGAUCAAAGUUGAAAAGUGGAAUCGGGGCAGUUGUGUUACCCGGGGUGUCUGCUGCAGAUAUUUCAUCAAAUAAGGAUGAAGAAGAAAACUCUAUGCACAAUACGGUUGUGUUGUUUUCUAGCAGUGACAAGUUCACUUUGCAUCAGGAUAUGUGUGUAGUUUGUGGCAGUUUUGGCCGAGGAGCAGAGGGCAGACUACUUGCCUGCUCUCAGUGUGGUCAGUGUUACCAUCCAUACUGCGUCAGUAUUAAGAUCACUAAAGUGGUUCUGAGCAAGGGCUGGAGGUGUCUGGAGUGCACCGUGUGUGAGGCCUGUGGGAAGGCGACAGACCCAGGACGACUCCUGCUGUGCGACGACUGUGACAUAAGUUAUCACACCUACUGCCUGGACCCGCCACUGCAGACAGUCCCCAAAGGGGGCUGGAAGUGCAAAUGGUGUGUGUGGUGCCGACACUGCGGAGCGGCGUCCGCGGGCCUGCGCUGCGAGUGGCAGAGCAAUUACACGCAGUGCGGGCCCUGCGCCAGCCUGUCCUCCUGCCCCGCCUGCCGCCGCGGCUACCGCGAGGAGGAGCUCAUCCUGCAGUGCCGCCAGUGUGACAGAUGGAUGCAUGCAGUUUGUCAAAACUUAAAUACUGAAGAGGAAGUGGAAAAUGUAGCAGACAUCGGUUUUGACUGCAGCAUGUGCAGACCCUAUAUGCCUACAUCAAAUGUGCCUUCCUCAGACUGCUGUGAAUCUUCACUUGUAGCACAAAUUGUCACAAAAGUGAAAGAGCUAGAUCCACCCAAGACCUACACCCAGGAUGGUGUAUGUUUGACUGAAUCAGGGAUGACUCAGUUACAGAGCCUCACAGUUACUGUUCCAAGAAGAAAACGGUCAAAACCAAAGUUGAAGUUGAAGAUCAUAAAUCAGAAUAGCGUGGCCGUCCUUCAGACCCCUCCAGACAUCCAAUCAGAGCAUUCAAGGGAUGGUGAAAUGGAUGAUAGUCGAGAAGGAGAACUUAUGGAUUGUGAUGGAAAAUCAGAAUCUAGUCCUGAACGGGAAGCUGUGGAUGAUGAAACUAAGGGAGUAGAAGGAACAGAGGGUGUCAAAAAGAGAAAAAGGAAACCAUACAGACCAGGUAUUGGUGGAUUUAUGGUACGACAAAGAAGUCGAACUGGGCAAGGAAAAACCAAAAGAUCUGUGAUCAGAAAAGAUUCCUCAGGCUCCAUUUCUGAGCAGUUACCUAGCAGAGAUGAUGGCUGGAGUGAGCAGUUACCAGAUACUCUAGUCGAUGAAUCUGUUUCUGUUACUGAAAACACUGAAAAAAUAAAGAAGAGAUACCGAAAAAGGAAAAAUAAGCUUGAAGAAAGUUUCCCUGCCUAUUUACAAGAAGCUUUCUUUGGAAAAGAUCUUCUAGAUACAACUAGACAAAACAAACUAAGUUUAGAUAAUCUAUCAGAAGAUACAGCUCAGCUUUCUUACAAAACAAACAUGAACACAAAUUUCUUGGAUCCUUCCUUAGAUCCACUACUUAGUUCAUCCUCAACUCCGGCAAAACCUGGAACUCACGGUACUGCUGAUGAUCCCUUAGCCGACAUCUCUGAAGUCCUAAACACAGAUGAUGACAUUCUUGGAAUAAUUUCAGAUGACCUUGCAAAAUCAGUUGAUCAUUCAGGUCUUGAUUUAUGCACUUUCCAGGUUGAGAGCUCAUCUUGUCCACUUGCUGGGAUAGACGCGGGUGCCGGCGCUGAUGAACCUUCCUCUUUGCCUCAGCCAAGUGUCAGUCAGAGUUCACGACCAUUAAGUGAAGAGCAGCUCGAUGGCAUCCUCAGCCCUGAACUAGACAAAAUGGUCACAGAUGGAGCAAUUCUUGGGAAGUUAUAUAAAAUUCCAGAGCUUGGAGGAAAGGAUGUGGAGGACUUGUUUACCGCUGUGCUCAGUCCUGCAGCCACGCAGCCAGCUUCCAUGCCACAGCCUCCUGCGCCUCCGCUGCUGCCCACGCACACUCAGGAUGUUUUUUCACGGAUGCCACUCAUGAACGGCCUUAUUGGACCCAGUGCUCAUCUCGCACAUAAUUCUUUGCCUCCUGGAAGUGGACUGGGAGCUUUCUCUGCUGUAGCGCAGUCCCCCUACACCGAUGCCAGGGAUAAAAAUCCAGCAUUUAAUCCAAUGGCAAGUGACCCUAACGGCACUUGGACAUCAUCAGCUCCCACUAUGGAAGGAGAAAAUGACACGAUGUCAAAUGCCCAGAGAAGUACACUCAAGUGGGAGAAAGAGGAGGCCCUGGGUGAAAUGGCAACAGUAGCACCAGUCCUGUACACAAAUAUUAAUUUCCCCAACCUAAAGGAAGAAUUCCCAGACUGGACUACUAGAGUGAAGCAGAUUGCCAAGCUGUGGAGAAAAGCAAGCUCGCAGGAAAGAGCACCAUACGUGCAAAAAGCCAGAGAUAACAGAGCUGCUUUACGCAUUAAUAAAGUACAGAUGUCAAAUGAUUCCAUGAAAAGGCAGCAACAGCAAGACAGCAUCGAUCCCAGCUCUCGUAUUGAUUCAGAUCUUUUUAAAGAUCCACUAAAGCAAAGAGAAUCGGAACAUGAACAGGAAUGGAAAUUCAGACAGCAAAUGCGCCAGAAAAGCAAGCAGCAGGCCAAGAUCGAGGCCACGCAGAAGCUGGAGCAGGCGAAGAGCGAGCAGCAGCAGCUCGGCUCUCAGCCUCUGCUGGGGCGGUCUGGCUCCGACACGCCGACCGGUGGGGUCCAGAGCCCCUUGACCCCGCAGCCCGGCAACGGGAGUAUGUCUCCGGCACCGUCCUUCCAUAAAGACCUGUUUGCGAAGCCGCUGCCCGGCGCCCCCACGUCCGCGCCAUCAGAUGACGUGUUUGUAAAGCCGCACGCCCCGCCUCCUCCCCCAGCGCCGUCCCGCAUCUCCCUCCCGGAGAGUCUGCCGCAGGCUCAGACUCCUCAGCCGCCUUCCCCACAGAUGUUUUCCCCUGGAUCUUCUAACUCCCGGCCGCCAUCUCCAGUGGAUCCUUACGCGAAAAUGGUUGGUACCCCAAGACCACCUCCUGGGGGCCAUGGUUUUUCCAGAAGAAAUUCUGCACUGGUGGAAAACUGUGCACCUUUAUCAUCCAUAUCCAGGCCCACUCAAAUGAGCGGGACAACAGCAAAUGGGCCAUCCGCAGUCAGAGAUUCAUGUUCUUCCUCCACGGCAAGUAGUGACCCCUACGCCAAGCCCCCAGACACGCCUAGGCCUGUGAUGGCAGAUCCAUUUCCCAAACCCUUAGGCCUACCCCGGUCUCCUGUAGUUUCUGAACAAACUGCAAAAGGUCCUCUAGCGUCUGGAACCAAUGACCACUUUACUAAACCAUCUCCUAGGGCAGAUGCGUUUCAAAGACAACGGAUACCUGACCCAUAUGCUCGACCCUUGUUGACACCGGCACCUCUUGAUAGUGGUCCCGGACCUUUUAAAGCUCCAAUGCAGCCGCCCCCGUCCUCCCAGGACCCUUAUGGAUCAGUGUCCCCGGCACCAAGGCGAUUGUCUGUCGACCCUUAUGAGAGGCCUGCUUUGACACCACGACCUGUAGAUAACUUUUCUCAUAACCAGUCGAGUGAUCCAUACAGCCAGCCUCCCAUCACCCCACAUCCGGCAAUGAAUGAAUCUUUUGCUCAUCCUUCAAGGGCUUUUUCCCAGCCUGGAACCGUAUCAAGGCCAACAUCUCAGGACCCAUAUUCCCAACCUCCAGGAACUCCACGUCCUGUUGUAGAUUCCUAUCCCCAACCCCCAGGAACAUCUCGCUCCAAUCCAGACCCCUAUUCUCAACCUCCUGGAACUCCCCGGCCCACCAUUGACCCGUACAGUCAGCAGCCACCGACCCCGAGGCCGUCUGCACAGGCAGACCUGUUUGUCACGUCUGCAGCUAAUCAGAGACGCUCUGAUGCACGUGGUCACCCGCCUGGGACGCCGAGACCGGGAAUCUCUGUUCCUUACCCUCAGCCACCAGCAGUACCGAGGCCCAGGAUUUCAGAGGGUUUUACUAGGUCCUCGAUGACAAGACCGGUCCUCAUGCCAAAUCAGGAUCCUUUCCUGCAGGCAGCACAAAACCGAGGAGCAGCCUUACCUGGCCCUUUGGUAAGGCCACCUGAUGCGUGUUCCCAAACACCCAGGCCACCUGGACCUGGUCUUUCAGACACUUUUAGCCGUAUCUCCCCAUCUGCCCCUCGUGACCCCUACGAUCAGCCUCCCACGACUCAGAGGUCUCAGUCUGACUCUUUCGGAACAAGUCAGGUUGCCCGUGAUGUCGCUGAUCAGCCACGGCCUAGGUCAGAGGGGAGCUUCAGCGCACCUUCCAACUCGCCCAUGAAUUCUCAAGGCCAGCAGUUCUCCGGUGUGUCCCAGCUUCCCGGACCUGUACCAACCUCAGGAGUCACCGAUACGCAGAGCACUGUAAACAUGUCUCAAGCAGAUACAGAGAAAUUGAGACAGCGACAGAAGUUACGUGAAAUCAUCCUCCAGCAGCAACAGCAGAAGAAGCUGGCAGGUCGACAGGAGAAGGGGUCACAGGACCCAGGACCAGUGCCUCAUCCGGGGCCCCUGCAGCACUGGCAGCCGGAGAGUGUCAGCCAGGCUUUUACUAGGCCUCCACCCCCCUAUCCUGGGAGCAUCAGGUCUCCCAUUGGCCCUCCUCUAGGACCUAGAUAUGCUGUUUUCCCAAAAGAUCCACGUGGACCCUAUACUCCUGAUGUUACUGGUAUGGGGAUGAGACCUCAUGGAUUUAGAUUUGGAUUUCCAGGAGGUAGUCACGGUACCUUGUCAAGUCAGGAACGCUUCCUUGUACCUCCUCAACAAAUACAAGGAUCUGGAGUUCCUCCACAGCUGAGAAGAUCUAUGUCUGUAGAUAUGCCCAGGCCUUUAAAUAACUCGCAAACGAAUAAUCCAGGUGGACUUCCUCCACAUUUUUCACCGCAGAGCCUGUCAGUUCAGCAGCAUAACAUACUGGGCCAAGCAUUUAUUGAAUUGAGGCACAGGACCCCUGAUGGAAGGCCUCGGAUGCCCUUCCCUGCUUCUCCUGGCAACGUUAUAGAGGCACCUUCUCAUCCAAGACAUGGAAACUUCAUUCCCCGGCCAGACUUUCCAGGCCCUAGGCACACAGACCCCAUGAGACGACCUUCCCAAGGUCUCCCUCAUCAGCUGCCUGUGCAUCCAAAUUUGGAACAAGUGCCACCAUCUCAGCAAGAGCAAAGCCACCCUGUCCAUUCAUCUUCUAUGGUCAUGAGACCUCUGAGCCACCCCUUAGGUGGUGAGUUUUCAGAGGCCCCUUUGUCCACAUCUACACCAGCUGAAACAACAUCUGAUAAUUUGCAGAUAACCACCCCGUCUUCUGGUGGUCUUGAAGAAAAGCUUGAUUCUGAUGACCCAUCUGUCAAAGAACUAGAUGUUAAAGACCUCGAGGGAGUUGAAGUCAAAGACUUAGAUGAUGAAGAUCUUGAGAAUUUAAAUCUAGAUACAGAGGAUGGCAAGGGAGAUGAAUUGGAUACUUUAGGUAAUUUGGAAACUAAUGAUCCCAACCUGGAUGACCUCUUAAGGUCAGGAGAAUUUGAUAUCAUUGCAUAUACAGAUCCAGAACUUGACCUGGGAGAUAAGAAAGGCAUGUUUAACGAGGAACUAGACCUUAAUGUUCCAAUUGAUGAUAAGUUAGAUAAUCAGUGUGUAUCUGUUGAACCCACCAAAAAGGAACAAGAUGACAAAAGUGUGGUUCCUUCUGAUAAACAUUCUUCUUGGAAAAAAUCCACUGUCAGCAGUGAGAUUAAAACAGAAGUACUGUCUCCAGAUUCUAAAGGGGAAACCAAAUGUGAAAGUGAGAAAAGUGAUGAGGGUAAAGACACUGUUGACGCCCCCUGCCCACAGGCCCCUGCUCAUACAGACGGGAACGGUGGGGAACAGGCUUCUCUGCAGUCCUGCGAUGCAGAUCUACUUGAGAAAAGAACUAAUCGAGAAACGGCUGGCUCCAACACAAGUGCUCGUGGGUCCACUCAGCUGCCUGCUGAAGAUGUGAUAAACUCUUGUAGCAUACCUGGAUCAACUCCAGUUCUCUCAAGUUUACUUGCUAAUGAAAAAUCUGAUAAUUCAGACGUUAGGCCAUUGGGGUCUCCACCACCAACUUUGCCGGCCUCACCAUCCAGUCAUGUGUCAAGUUUGCCUCCCCCCCUAAUGACACCGCCUGGUCAUGCUUUGGAUAAUACGUUGAAUUCUAAUGUGACAGUAGUCCCUAGAUUAAACCAUACUUUCCCUCAGGGUAUGCAGGCGAGUCCAGGAUUUAUUCAGGGUCAGCCAACAGUGCAUCGUGGUUUUGGAACCGCAAAGCCUGUGAAUCAGACUGUGCCUCUGACAAGUCCGUCUGCGCCCAGUGGCGUGUCUGGGCCCCAGCAGCUGAUGGCGCCUCAGACGGCCGCCCAGCAGAAUAGAGAGAGGCCCCUCCUUCUGGAGGAGCAGCCUCUACUUCUGCAGGACCUUUUGGAUCAGGAGAGACAAGAGCAGCAACAGCAAAGACAGAUGCAAGCCAUGAUCCGUCAGCGGUCUGAACCGUUCUUCCCUAAUAUCGAUUUUGAUGCAAUUACAGAUCCUAUAAUGAAAGCCAAAAUGGUGGCCCUUAAAGGCAUAAAUAAAGUAAUGGCACAAAACAGCAUGGGCAUGCCACCGAUGGUGAUGAACAGGUUCCCCUUUAUGGGCCCGCCGGUUACUGGAACACAGACUGGUGAUGGCCAGACUCUCCUUCCACAGGCAGUUACUCAGGAUGGCAGUAUAACACAUCAGAUUUCUAGGCCUAAUCCUCCAAAUUUUGGUCCAGGCUUUGUCAAUGAUUCACAACGUAAACAGUAUGAAGAAUGGCUUCAGGAGACCCAACAGCUUCUUCAGAUGCAGCAGAAAUAUCUUGAAGAACAAAUCGGUGCACACAGGAAAUCCAAGAAGGCCCUUUCAGCUAAACAACGUACCGCCAAGAAAGCUGGGCGUGAGUUUCCAGAAGAGGACGCAGAGCAGCUCAAGCACGUCACUGAGCAGCAAAGCAUGGUUCAGAAGCAGCUAGAGCAGAUUCGUAAACAACAGAAGGAGCACGCUGAGUUGAUUGAAGAUUAUCGGAUCAAGCAGCAGCAGCAGCAGCAGCAGUGUGCGAUGGCCCCGCCCACUGUGAUGCCCGGCGUCCCGCCCCAGCUGCCCCUGGUUCCAGGUGUGCCCCCGCCCACCAUGAGCCAGCCCGGCUUCCCCAUGGCGCCACUGCAGCUGCAGCACCAGCAGCACGCCACGGUCAUCGCUGGCCGCACGACGAGCCCCGCUAGGACGCCCGGUUUACCUGGGUGGCAGCCUACCGGCGCUCCUCACCGCCCCCUCGAUCCUCCUAGGAUUCAGCCCCCAGUUGCCCAGUUACCAGUAAAAACUUGCCCACCAGCCCCAGGGCCAGUGUCAAAUGCAAAUCCACAGAGUGGACCACCACCACGGGUGGAAUUCGAUGACAAUAACCCCUUCAGUGAAAGUUUUCAAGAACGGGAACGUAAGGAACGUUUACGAGAACAGCAGGAAAGACAACGAAUCCAGCUCAUGCAAGAAGUAGACAGACAGAGAGCGUUGCAGCAGAGGAUGGAAAUGGAGCAGCACGGCAUGGUGGGCUCAGAGCUAAGCAGCAGGACACCCGUGUCCCAGAUCCCAUUCUACACUUCUGACCUGCCCUGUGAUUUUACGCAACCUCCAAGACCCCUUCAGCAGCCUCCGCAGCAGCCACAGCAAGCGGGGCCAGUUUUACAGCAGCAGAACAUACAGCAAGGGUCUAUUAAUUCACCACCCACCCCAAAUUUCCUGCAAACCAACGAGCGAAGGCAGAUGGGACCUCCCUCGUUUGUUCCCGACUCGCCGUCAAUUCCUGGUGGAAGCCCAAACUUCCGUUCUGUGAAGCCAGUACUUGGAGGUGUUCCUGGGGCCAGCUUCCAGCAGUCCCCGGUGAGGCCUCCUUUUACACCCGCGUUACCUGCGGCACCUCCAGUGGCUAAUAGCAGUCUCCCCUGUGGCCAAGACCCGGCCGUAAGCCGUGGACAGAGUUACCCAGGAUCAGCCCCGUCUCUCAUCCAGCUGUAUUCUGAUAUAAUCCCGGAAGAGAAAGGGAAAAAGAAGAGAACAAGAAAGAAGAAGAAAGACGACGAUGCGGAAUCUACCAAGGCACCUUCUACUCCCCAUUCGGAUGUAGCUGCUCCACCAACGCCGGGUGUCUCGGAAGCCGCCUCUGCCCCCGCGGCGGGCGCACCCGGAGAGCUCCCUCGGCGAGGAGAGCCCAAGCCAGCGGAACCGGGCGGCCUAUCACCUCCUGACCUGGCAGCGGGCCCGCUGUGCACAGAACCAGAGAACGAACUGCCCAGCGGUGACUUUGCACGAGGAACCCCAGGUCAACAGACCUGUGCGAGUUCAGAGGUGGAUAAGCGCCCCAUCGACGCCCCUGCCCCAGAUGGGGAGGUGAAACCGGAGUCAGCUGAGCUGGAGCAGCGCCCAGGCCCAGAUGGGCCUGAACUGGAGGAGCGCGCCGGGGAUGGGACCGAAGAAAGGGCUGUGGCCGGCGCUUCCUGCCCGGGGCAGAGUCCUCCCCGACCUGCCGGCACUCCUGCUGCCAAAGGAGAUUCAGGCAAUGAGCUGCUGAAGCACCUGCUGAAAAAUAAAAAGGCAUCUUCCCUGUUAAAUCAAAAACCGGAAGGGAGUUUUUGCUCAGAAGACGACGGUACGAAGGAUAACAAACUGGUUGAGAGGCAGGACCCAGCCGACGUGCAAACUUUGGGGGCUCAAGUGCAAGGUGGUUUUGGAUGUGGCAACAGCCAGUUGCCAAAAACAGAUGGAGGAAGUGAAACCAAGAAACAGCGAAGCAAAAGGACUCAGAGGACCGGAGAGAAGGCAGCACCUCGGUCGAAGAAAAGGAAAAAGGAAGAAGAGGAGAAACAAGCGAUGUUCUCUACCACGGACACCUUUACCCACCUGAAGCAGCAGAAUAAUUUAAGUAAUCCUCCAACACCCCCUGCCUCUCUUCCUCCUACACCACCUCCUAUGGCUUGUCCGAAGAUGGCAAAUGGUUUUGCAACAACUGAAGAACUUGCUGGAAAAGCUGGAGUAUUAGUGAGCCAUGAAGUUACCAAAAGCCUAGGACCUAAACCAUUUCACCUGCCGUUCAGACCGCACGAUGACUUGUUGGCCAGAGCGAUUGCUCAAGGCCCAAAGACAGUGGACGUUCCUGCUUCACUUCCAACGCCGCCUCAUAAUAAUCAGGAGGAAUUAAGGAUACAGGACCACGGGGGCGACCGGGACACCCCCGACAGUGUUGUGCCCUCAUCCUCCCCUGAGAGCGUGGUCGGCGUGGAAGUGCGCAGGUACCCAGACCUGUCCCUGGUCAAAGAGGAGCCUCCGGAGCCCGCGCCCUCCCCCGUCAUCCCGCUCCUCCCGAGCAGCGCUGGGAAAGGGCUGGAGUCUAGAAGGAAUGACAUCAAAACUGAGCCGGGCACUUUAUUUUUCACGUCACCUUUUGGUUCAUCCCCAAAUGGUCCCCGAUCGGGUCUCAUAUCUGUGGCAAUCACUCUGCAUCCUACAGCUGCUGAGAACAUUAGCAGCGUUGUGGCUGCAUUUUCCGACCUCCUCCACGUUCGGAUUCCUAACAGCUACGAGGUUAGUAAUGCUCCAGAUGUUCCAUCCGUGGGUUUGGUCAGUAGCCACAGAGUAAACCCAGGUUUGGAGUAUCGACAGCGUUUAUUUCUUCGUGGGCCUCCACCAGGAUCUGCAAACCCUCCCAGACUAGCCAGCUCUUACCACCUGAAGCAGCCUACUGUGCCCUUCCCUCCAGCAAGCAAUGGCCUUUCUGGGUGCACGGGCACUAGUCACGGUGUCACAGAAAGUGCGGCUCUCAGGCCACAGUGGUGCUGCCACUGUCACGUCGUCGUUCUGGGCCACGGCGUGAGGAAGCCGGCCAGAGACCCGGCCUUCGUGAGCAAGGGGUCCCGAGACAGCUCCAGUAGAGUGGAGAAGGACAUUGUCUUCUGUAGUAAUAACUGCUUUAUUCUCUAUUCAUCAGCUGCGCAAGCAAAGACCUCCGAAAGCAAGGAAUCUGUUCCUUCAUUGCCACACUCGCCUAUAAAAGAGACGCCUUCCAGAGCAUUUCAUCAGUACAGUAACAACAUCUCCACUUUAGAUGUGCACCGUCUGCCGCAGCUCCAGGAAAAAGCCUCGCCCCCAGCGUCACCACCCAUCACUUUCCCUCCUGCUUUUGAAGCAGCCAAAGUGGAGGCAAAGCCAGAUGAGCUUAAGGUAACGGUCAAGUUAAAGCCUCGGCUAAGAACUGUCCACGGUGGGUUUGAAGACUGCAGGCCGAUCACUAAAAAGUGGAGAGGGAUGAAGUGGAAGAAGUGGAGCGUCCACGUCGUGGUCCCCAAGGGGACCUUCAGACCCCCCUGUGAAGACGAAAUUGAUGAGUUUCUGAAGAAACUGGGCACGUCCCUGAAACCUGAUCCCGUGCCCAAGGACUAUCGGAAGUGCUGCUUCUGUCACGAAGAAGGCGAUGGGUUGACAGAUGGACCGGCGAGGCUGCUCAACCUCGACUUGGACCUGUGGGUCCACUUGAACUGUGCCCUGUGGUCCACGGAGGUGUACGAGACCCAGGCUGGUGCCUUAAUAAACGUGGAGCUAGCCCUGAGGAGAGGCCUGCAGAUGAAAUGUGUCUUCUGCCAUAAGAUGGGGGCCACCAGCGGGUGUCACAGAUUUCGAUGCACCAACAUUUAUCACUUUACUUGCGCCAUUAAAGCACAAUGCAUGUUUUUUAAAGAUAAAACUAUGCUUUGUCCCAUGCACAAACCAAAGGGAAUUCACGAGCAGGAAUUAAGUUACUUUGCCGUCUUCAGGAGGGUCUACGUGCAGCGUGAUGAGGUACGACAGAUCGCCAGCAUCGUGCAGCGGGGGGAGCGUGACCACACCUUCCGUGUGGGAAGCCUCAUCUUCCACACGAUCGGCCAGCUGCUCCCACAGCAGAUGCAAGCCUUCCACUCUCCCAAAGCGCUCUUCCCCGUGGGCUACGAAGCCAGCCGGCUGUAUUGGAGCACGCGCUACGCCAACCGCCGCUGUCGCUACCUGUGCUCCAUCGAGGAGAAGGACGGGCGCCCCUUGUUCGUCAUCAGGAUCGUGGAGCAAGGCCACGAAGAUCUCGUCUUAAGUGACACCUCACCCAAAGGUGUUUGGGAUAAGAUUUUGGAGCCUGUGGCAUGUGUGAGGAAAGAGUCGGAGAUGCUGCAGCUCUUCCCAGCCUACCUAAAAGGGGAGGAUCUCUUCGGCUUGACCGUCUCUGCGGUGGCGCGGAUCGCGGAAUCACUCCCUGGGGUUGAGGCAUGUGAAAACUACACCUUCCGAUACGGCCGGAACCCUCUCAUGGAGCUGCCCCUGGCCGUCAACCCCACAGGCUGUGCCCGCUCUGAACCUAAAAUGAGUGCCCAUGUCAAGAGGUUUGUGUUAAGGCCUCACACCCUGAACAGCACCAGUGCCUCCAAGUCGUUUCAGAGCACGGUCACCGGGGAGCUGAGCGCGCCGUACAGCAAGCAGUUCGUGCACUCCAAGUCGUCCCAGUACCGCAAGAUGAAAACCGAGUGGAAGUCCAACGUGUACCUGGCCCGCUCUCGGAUUCAGGGGCUGGGCCUGUACGCCGCUCGGGACAUCGAGAAGCACACCAUGGUCAUCGAGUACAUUGGGACCAUCAUCCGGAACGAAGUCGCCAACAGAAAGGAGAAGCUUUACGAGUCCCAGAACCGAGGCGUGUACAUGUUCCGCAUGGACAACGACCACGUGAUCGACGCCACGCUCACGGGAGGGCCUGCGAGGUACAUCAACCACUCGUGCGCCCCUAACUGCGUGGCCGAGGUGGUGACUUUCGAGCGAGGACACAAGAUCAUCAUCAGCUCCAGCCGGAGGAUCCAGAAGGGAGAAGAGCUUUGCUAUGACUAUAAGUUUGACUUCGAGGACGACCAGCACAAGAUCCCCUGUCACUGCGGCGCCGUGAACUGCCGGAAGUGGAUGAACUGACGCUUUCCCCGCUGUCUCAGAGGGCGGCUCGGCCCUAGGAAGGAGCGAUUCAACACAGCAUUUGAAUUUCGCAGACGGGAAGAUGCUUUCGUUUUCUGUUUUGUGACUUUUUGGAAACUAGCUUCUGGGAGUCCUGAUUUCCUCCGUGCUUUAGGCUAGAGGAGCACCAGGAGAAAGCCGACCGAAGCAACUUGCCUGGAGUUGCCGAGGUCAAAGAAUUACAGAAUGGUCCAGCACUUUUUUUU